UAUAGUUUAGUUGUAAAGCGUAAUAGAGAGAAAUACAUGUAAAAAUAUAUAAAUUUUAAUUCAUCCAGUGGGCGUGUCCUUGCCGGCUUUUACAUACGCCAUGAUUGUGCCACAGGCGACAGAAGCAGCAAGUCAUCCUGACGGCGGUAAUUUCCUUUUCCAGCUCCUGGGCUGUACUUCUGCUCGACCGGAGCAAGGUGCAGUCUUAGUCGGCAGCGAGUGGAAGAAGUUGUGUGCUUGUGGCCGCGUUUCUUUGCCAUUUUACGCUUCCUGAAAGCAAAUUACAACACAUGGAUACUCCAAUUGUGAACAUGGAGGCGAAGAAGAUGUUGCUGAGCCACGCGAAGACCUUGAGGCUUCACACCGGGAAUUUGGUCAACAGAACUCGGCUGAAGAAGAAAUGUCCGUGCUCCCCCAGCGAAGAGCUUCAAGAGUGCAUUCAGGCUACGCUGAGCAGCUGGGUGUCCACGACGCAACCCCUCAUGGAGGACCUGCCAGACACGCUGGACUGCAACAUCCCCCAGGCCACAGACGCCAUCAUACCUGAGGAGAGGGAAGAGCUGAAGGUUUCAGCCAAACUCUUCCUGUUUGAGUCGGGUCAGUCGUCCAUCAGCGACGCCGUGGAGAUGGCCUGCCAGACGCUGGCCGUGUCCCAGCUGGACUCGGUGAUCAUCGCGCCGCGCGGCCUCCUGGGCGGUGACAGCCAAACCUUGGCUCCCCUUCAGCCGGUGUGGGAGGAGCUGGAGGCGCUCGUGCGCAGCCGGAAGAUCGCCGCCAUCGGCACCUCCGACCUGGACAAAGACCUGCUGGAGCAGCUCUACAACUGGGCUCAGGUCAAGCCCAGCAGCAACCAAGUGAACCUGGCAUCCUGCUGCGUAAUGCCCCCCGACCUGACCGCCUUCGCCAAGGAGUUCGACAUCCAGCUCCUGACGCACAACGACCCCACUGAGCUGAUAUCAGCCGCCACGUUCCAGGAGGCCAUGCGGGAGGGGACGCAGCAUCUCAGCGUGGGCGACUGGAGCCUGGAGUGGGUCCUGCGCUACUCCGUCAUCGUCAAGAGCCGGGGCAUCAUUAAGGCCAUGGGGUACCUGUUCAGCGCCAGGAAGGCGGACCUCUAGCACACGCCUGACCGGAAACGACGACGAUGACGACUACGACGACACAUGCAGAUUUGUCUCUCUGUUUUUUUUGGAACGUGGAUGCUGCCAAUCAACUUGAACUGUGGACUCAGUUUACUGUAAAUUAAGCGUAAUGCUGCACAGUUAUCAUCCUAUUUUUACUUCUUUCAAUCCGAACAUGGAGUAUUCAUGAAGGCCUCAAGACACUACUUCACCUUUUCCGCUGAUACAAGUUGCUUUUUCACAUGAUACAAGCGGUCAGGCACCAAAGUUAUACCUCCAAAUGCCAGCCAUCGAUGCUACCAAGACCCCAUGUGACAAAAAGCAGCCGUUAUUUGUGUCAAACUUUAUAAUACGUCUUCUCUAAAUGUAGUUUCAGGAAGUGAAUAUGGCCUUCUAACGUGUACUUUUUACCGCUGGACGACAUCUUUAAGCGUCUUAACUGUUGAAAUGUGAAGUGCCUGGCAGCGGAUCCUCAUUGUCCUCAAACAUGCUUUUGUCGCCAUCUAGCGGUAAAUGUGUAUCAUUACAGUGCGUGAGUCAGGUAUUUUUUUCCAAUAUAAUAAUUUGCAGCAUUUUUGUAAAGCUAAAUGACAAGUCUGAUUUUACUCAUGCAUGUGAAAUUUGCAUUCCUCAAUUCAGAAAAAAAAACAUUCUGAAGUCGAUAUUGUUAUACCAUCGAUAUUGAAAUUUAAUCUCUUUUGUCAUGCUAACAUUUUACUGAUUUGUUGAGCAUUUUUGUGAUUUGGGUUAUUAUGUUAUCUGUGUGUGUUUGUUUUUUUUAACAGCUCCAGUGAUGGUGGAAUGCAUUUUUAUAUUUAUGAAUCAUAAGUGAUAUGAUCUGGAAAGUGACUAAAGAAACUCUCUAUUGUACCGUAAACAUAUAUCUGUAAAUCACAAAUGAGCUUUAU
Doryrhamphus excisus (bluestripe pipefish) is the source of this 2029-nucleotide messenger RNA. RefSeq names its product glutamate-cysteine ligase, modifier subunit (gene gclm). Gene Ontology annotation, cellular component: glutamate-cysteine ligase complex. The record is from RefSeq and is a predicted model, not a curated record. Gene Ontology annotation, molecular function: glutamate-cysteine ligase catalytic subunit binding; enzyme regulator activity. Lineage: Eukaryota; Metazoa; Chordata; Actinopteri; Syngnathiformes; Syngnathidae. Gene Ontology annotation, biological process: glutathione biosynthetic process.